GUGCAACAUUCUUGGAACCAAGGACUUUGAUAGGGUGAAGUCAGAUAGUGAGCUUGUCUUUGUUGCUUCUUUGGGUGAGUAGAGAAUCCUUAUAAUAAUCAUGAAGAACUCUACAUUUAUUUUAUAACUUACAAUUGUUUUGCAUUCAAAAUCUGAUGUCUGGCACUGGAAAAUCAGAGGCAUAUGGAACCAUGUCGGAUGAAGACACAGAUCAAACCUCUGAGAAUGUCCUGGCUGAGAUACAGUCUUUUGAGCUGCCCAUUGAAGCUACUUUAAGGUCUGUGUAUGAUGACCAACCAAAUGCGCACAAGAAGUUCUUGGAAAAGUUAGAUGCUUGCAUCCGUAAUCAUGACAAGGAAAUUGAAAAGAUGUGUAAUUUUCAUCAUCAGGGCUUUGUAGAUGCUAUUACAGAACUCCUUAAAGUAAGGACUGAUGCAGAAAAACUGAAGGUGCAAGUUACUGAUACCAACCGAAGGUUUCAAGAUGCUGGAAAAGAGGUGAUAGUUCACACAGAAGAUAUUAUUCGAUGUAGAAUUCAGCAGAGGAAUAUUACAACUGUAGUGGAAAAAUUGCAGUUAUGUCUUCCAGUGCUGGAAAUGUACAGUAAGCUAAAAGAACAGAUGAGUGCAAAAAGGUAUUAUUCUGCUUUAAAAACUAUGGAACAGUUAGAGAAUGUGUACUUUCCCCGGGUUAGUCAAUACCGAUUUUGUCAGCUAAUGAUAGAAAAUCUUCCUAAACUCCGUGAAGAUAUUAAAGAAAUCUCCAUGUCUGAUCUCAAAGACUUUUUGGAAAGUAUUCGAAAACAUUCUGACAAAAUAGGUGAAACAGCAAUGAAACAGGCACAGCAUCAGAAAACCUUCAGCGUUUCCCUGCAGAAGCAAAAUAAUGUGAAAUUUGGGAAGAUUAGGUGUAUAAAUCAUGAUAGAAUUCCAGAAGGAAGGAAUGAAAUUGUAUUGAAACAGGCACUUGAGGAAGAAGAUGAGAAUGAAGAGGAGGUCUUAACUGUUCAGGAUCUUGUUGAUUUUUCCCCUGUUUACCGAUGUUUGCAUAUUUAUUCAGUUUUGGGUGAUGAGGAAACAUUUGAAAAUUAUUACCGAAAGCAAAGAAAGAAACAAGCAAGACUGGUAUUGCAGCCCCAGUCAAGUAUGCAUGAAACAGUUGAUGGCUAUAGAAGAUAUUUCACUCAAAUUGUAGGGUUCUUUGUGGUGGAAGAUCACAUUUUACAUGUGACCCAAGGAUUAGUAACCAGGGCAUACACAGAUGAACUUUGGAACAUGGCCCUUGCAAAGAUAAUUGCUGUCCUUAGAGCUCAUUCAUCCUAUUGCACUGAUCCUGAUCUUGUUCUGGAGCUGAAGAAUCUCAUUGUAAUAUUUGCAGAUACUUUGCAGGGUUAUGGUUUUCCAGUGAAUCGACUUUUUGACCUUUUAUUUGAAAUAAGAGAUCAAUACAAUGAAACACUUCUUAAGAAAUGGGCUGGAGUUUUCAGGGACAUUUUUGAAGAAGAUAAUUAUAGCCCCAUUCCUAUCAUCAAUGAAGAAGAAUAUAUAAAUGUCAUCAGCAAAUUUCCGUUUCAAGAUCCAGAUCUUGAGAAGCAAUCUUUCCCAAAGAAGUUCCCCAUGUCUCAGUCUGUGCCUCAUAUUUACAUUCAAGUUAAAGAAUUUAUUUAUGCCAGCCUUAAAUUUUCUGAGUCUCUCCAUCGGAGCUCAACAGAAAUAGAUGAUAUGCUUAGAAAAUCAACAAAUCUGCUGCUGACCAGAACUUUGAGUAGCUGUUUACUGAACCUUAUUAGAAAACCUCAUAUAGGUUUGACAGAGCUGGUGCAAAUCAUCAUAAACACAACACACCUGGAACAAGCUUGUAAAUACCUUGAGGACUUUAUUACUAACAUUACAAAUAUUUCUCAAGAAACUGUUCAUACCACAAGACUUUAUGGACUGUCUACUUUUAAGGAUGCUCGACAUGCAGCAGAAGGAGAAAUAUAUACCAAACUUAAUCAGAAAAUUGAUGAAUUUGUUCAGCUUGCUGAUUAUGACUGGACAAUGUCCGAGCCAGAUGGAAGAGCUAGUGGUUAUUUAAUGGACCUUAUUAAUUUUUUGAGAAGCAUUUUUCAAGUGUUUACUCAUUUGCCUGGGAAAGUUGCCCAGACAGCUUGCAUGUCAGCCUGCCAGCAUCUGUCAACAUCCUUAAUGCAGAUGCUACUGGACAAUGAGUUAAAACAAAUAAGCAUGGGAGCUGUUCAGCAGUUUAACUUAGAUGUCAUACAGUGUGAAUUGUUUGCCAGUUCUGAGCCUGUGCCAGGAUUUCAGGGGGAUACCCUUCAGCUAGCAUUCAUUGACCUCAGACAACUCCUUGACCUGUUUAUGGUUUGGGAUUGGUCUACUUAUCUAGCCGAUUAUGGACAACCAGCUUCUAAGUACCUACGGGUGAAUCCAAACACAGCCCUUACGCUUUUGGAGAAGAUCAAGGAUACUAACAAAAAGAAUAAUAUAUUUGCCCAGUUCAGGAAGAAUGAUCGAGACAAACAAAAGUUGAUAGAGACAGUUGUGAAACAGCUGAGAAGUUUGGUGAAUGGUAUGUCCCAGCACACCUAGACUUCACAUCGGUUGAACUCAGUGACACCAAAUUCAUGACUCAUCAUUGAUCUCCAGCAAGCACUGGUCAGGAUACAGUAAUUUGUUUACAGAAUUCAAAAAUACAACAGAGAAAAGAUGAGGGCUCACUUAAGAAAUAGUAAUAAAAAUAUCAUUUGUAUGGAUUUUUAAAUAAUUAAAUACUAUUUUAUAUAUGGAAAAUGUGACAUUAAUUCUUUUUCGCAUCUAGGGAAAAAUGGCAAAAGUAUAAUAUAUAAUCAAGUAAAAAAUUGUAUAUGAAACUGAUUCCAAACACAUUAGAAAAAUUAUGCCUUUAUUCGUAAGAAUUGUUUUCUAUUUAGACUUGAAUAAUUUCUGAUUUUUUCAUCAUUGUAUGGUUUCGGAAUGCAUUGUCUGAUAUGAGAGCACUCUCAUUUUCUGACUUUUUUAUUUUCACCUCAGUGUGAUGUAAGUAGAAUAAAAUUUUGAAUUCUGCUGAUUCUGAGGGGAAUAUAGACAAAUCUUUAAAACUCCCUGAAAUCGGGGGCAGCGCCUGUGGCUCAAAGGGGUAGGGCGCUGACCCCACAUGCCAGAGGUGGCAGGUUCAAACCCAGCGUGGUCAAAUCAAAACUGCAAUUAAAAAAAUAAUAAAAAUAAAACUCCCUGAAAUCAAACUUGAUUUAAAUCAGUAAAAAUGUGAUUUAUUUGUCCUACUUGGGUGGCUUAACUUUAUUGUUCUAAAUAUGAAGAAAAGGUUUUGGAUUUUCUAAAGAUGCAAUGUUUCUAUUCAUCAGGGCUAAUAUUUCCCACUGUAUUGCUUGUUGCUGACCCCAUUUUAGGAUUUGUUUGAUUUGGUUUGGUUCAAGUUGAAAGAGAGGACGGGAAUUAAAUGGCGCUAACCACUUCAGGUGUAGCUUGUGCUAGAGCAGGUAUGUUCCUACAAACAGAAGUUACUACAAGAGUCAGGUUACUUUCUUCAAACAGCAGAUCUCAGUACUAUAUCCUCACUGUGGAGACAAGCCAAACAAAAUGAAUUCUGGAAAACCUAAAACAAAUGUGCAUUUUCCUUUGUGUAAGUUACUGUGGUCCAAAUGGCAAUAUGACUCUGAUCUUUAUUUUCUUUCAUUGUAUUUAUGCUGUAUACUCCCUUUGCAUUUUCAGGAUUUAUUCCUGUAAGAAACUACACCUGACGCUGUAAAAUAAGUGUAAAGAAUUACGUGAACAUCUCUUGCUUUUGUGAUGAAAUAUUAAAAACAUUGAGCAAUUUGUUGAAAAUG
This is a messenger RNA of Nycticebus coucang (slow loris), 3847 nucleotides long. It is a transcript of the gene EXOC6, whose product is annotated as exocyst complex component 6. The transcript is spliced from 22 exons. The coding region runs from base 156 to 2591 and encodes 811 amino acids. NCBI's taxonomy places the organism in Eukaryota, Metazoa, Chordata, Mammalia, Primates, Lorisidae. Gene Ontology annotation, biological process: Golgi to plasma membrane transport; exocytosis; intracellular protein transport. Gene Ontology annotation, cellular component: membrane; exocyst. The record is from RefSeq and is a predicted model, not a curated record.